AGCAAAGGUUACUAGUAAAUAGAGCGCUUAGUGCUGCUAGAAGUCUCGUGGACUAUUUUGUGCACAUCGCAGCCACUUUACACACCUCCUGAUGCUACUUUCUUGAAUAUUUCCCAGCACCCAUCUGUCGCCCUCGGAAAAAGUUGUGUCGUCUGCACACACCACAGUGCACGUCACGUGACCACUUUUCAACCAGAUAAGCAGCAAACAUUUCAUUAACACGGUGUGUAAGUCGGUCACACAACACAAGUUUAUUCUACAUCAGCAUGGAGAUAUCCGGCAAAGGAGUUUUUCUCACUGGAGGUGCCAGGGGCAUCGGAAGAAAACUCAUAGAAGCUCUGCUUGCCAAAGGAGCGAGGGUCUUCUUUUGUGACAUCAACGAGUCAGUAGGUCGAGAGACGGAGUCAGAGCUGAGGAAACAGUAUGGCGACGACAGGGUCAUCUUUCAGCAGUGUGACGUCACUAAGGCUGACCAGUUCAAAGCUACAUUUGAUAUGGCCGUCUCCAAGUUGGGGGCUGUGGAUGUCUGCUGCAACAAUGCAGGCAUCAUGGACGAGACUGUGCCGGAGAAGAUGAUUGCCAUCAACACUACUGCUCAGAUUCGAGGAAGUCAGUUGGCCCUGGAACACAUGAGACGUGACCGCGGUGGUCGUGGUGGUGUCAUUGUCAACACUGUGUCGGUGGCAGGCCUAGUAAGCUGUUACAACAUCCCAGUCUACGUUGCCACCAAACAUGCAAUGAUUGGUUACAUGCAAAGCAUGGCGCUAACUGUUCACCAGAAAGAGCAGGGUGUCCGAUGGUGCUGCCUGUGUCCCACGGGUGUCAACACAGACCUCAUUGCGCUGAAAGAAGGACAAGCGAUUGAAAAAGAUACAUUUCUGGCCCUACUUGAUGCUUUCGGAUUGCUUGAACCGGAAGAUGUGGCUGGAGCCUUCAUACGGCUUCUCCAGGAUGAAAACAACAACGGCGCCAUUAUGGAAGUGUCUCCACAGUUCAAGGAAGGGCGAUAUCGAAAGAGAAUACUUGUGGAUGAGGAUGGCAUUUCUGACCCAGUCCCUGCAGACAGAGCUUUUAUUCUUGAAGAAUUGGCUGCUGCGAAACUCGGCAAAGCCCCUUAAGUCUACAACGAAAAAAACUAUUCUGUGAUCUUGGUUCCG
Messenger RNA from Pomacea canaliculata, 1157 nucleotides. RefSeq names its product 15-hydroxyprostaglandin dehydrogenase [NAD(+)]-like. Gene Ontology annotation, cellular component: cytoplasm. Lineage: Eukaryota; Metazoa; Mollusca; Gastropoda; Architaenioglossa; Ampullariidae. Gene Ontology annotation, molecular function: oxidoreductase activity, acting on the CH-OH group of donors, NAD or NADP as acceptor. The record is from RefSeq and is a predicted model, not a curated record. The coding region runs from base 267 to 1118 and encodes 283 amino acids. The transcript has 7 exons.